Molecule: messenger RNA, 735 nt
Organism: Vicia faba (fava bean)
Lineage: Eukaryota; Viridiplantae; Streptophyta; Magnoliopsida; Fabales; Fabaceae
Source: the annotation of a GenBank genome assembly
AUGGAGAUUUCCACCGACAAGAGAAAGCGAGUUCAUAACGAGUCAUUUGAUUCUCAGACUCACUCUGUUGGUUACUCGGUUGAGGCUAAGAUUCGGAAGGUUAACUCUGAUUCUGAUGUUAAUAAUGUUAACUUGUCCGAGUCCGAGUCCGAGUUGACACGAGUUAACUCGUUUGAGUCGUGUCUUGACUCGGUUUUUGACUCGGGUGUUCAGCUUCAUCAAGAUGAUCUUUUUCAUAUACUUGAUGAUGCUGAAAAUGAUGUUGAGAAUGUUACUGACAAGACUGAGUGUGACUCGGUGGUGGGUCUUGACUCGGUUAUCAAGAGCUUCGAGGAAGAGAUUCUCACUCCUGCUUUUGAACCGGUUCAGACCAACCCGGUUCAAAUCGACCCGGUUCAUAGUGACCCGGUUCAGCUGACCGGUCUAGGCGAGAUGCAGAAUGAUUUGGGUUACCUGUUUGAGGCUUCUGAUGAUGAACUUGGGUUGCCUCCAACAGUGGUUUCAGGUGAUGAACCGGGUAGGACUGAACCGGAGAAGGUGGACCUGACUGGGUUUUUGGGGUUUGAUGACGACUUUACUGGCUACGACGGGUUUGGUUCUGGUGUCGGGUUGUUGCCGGAGCUUGACGGUGGAAACACCGGUGCCGGGGAUUUUGUGACUGGGGAUGGGUUGUUUGAUUUUACUGAACCGGCGGCGGAUGUUUUGUGGCCGUCUGAGUCGUUACAAGCUAUGUAA